UCGGUGUGUCAACAUGGCGCCUGUCUGCCGGACAAAAGGCGAAUCUGUCUGACGGCGGAUUGAAGCCCAAUUAGAAGCAGAGGAGACAUUUUGGGAAAACUGUCAGUGUCUGUGUGUCCCUGCGCCCCGAGGCGAUAGAUAUAUGGUAAAACAAACAUCCGCGGAGGCUCUUGGACUGGAAUAAUAAGGAUGUUCCAGCAGUGUGAGGAGCCUCGCUUCACCAUCGAGCAAAUUGACCUCCUCCAGAGGCUACGGAGGACGGGCAUCACCCAGGCAGAGGUUCUCCAUGCUCUGGACACCCUGGAUCACCUGGAUCGGCAGCAUGGGCACAAGUUGACCCAUAAACCUUCCUAUAUGCCACCUUCGUCUUCCAGCACUGUCGCCGCCUCUUCUUCCAUGACUUCUACCGCCACUCAGACAAGUUUUCCCAACAACCGCCUCUCAUUGUCCCCUAAUAACAACUUUGACACCACCUCCCCACCUCUGCCUGUUCCAGUAGCCUCACCUAAUACCAUAACAGCAGUAGUGCCAAACGGUUUGGUUGCCGUUACCAAUGGGAAGCUUUCACCACCCCGGUUUCCUCUUGGGGUGGUUAGCGCUACUGUAACCACACCAGGGUAUGCGUUUGAAGCUAGUGAAGAGGACAUAGACGUUGAUGAAAAGGUGGAGGACUUGAUGAGGAGGGACAGUGCUGUGAUCAAGGAAGAGAUUAAAUCCUUCCUGGCGAACCGACGUAUAUCCCAGGCUGUGGUUGCUCAGGUAACAGGGAUCAGUCAGAGCCGGAUCUCCCACUGGCUCCUACAGCAGGGAUCGGACCUCAGCGAGCAGAAGAAGCGAGCGUUCUUUCGCUGGUACCAGCUGGAGAAGACCAAUCCUGGUGCUACUCUGGCAAUGCGAGCCACCCCCAUACCACUGGAGGAGGUGAUGGACUGGAAUCAAGCUCCUCCUACAUUUGGUUCGGCCCCCGGGGGCUUCCGUCUGCGACGAGGGAGCAGAUUUACCUGGAGGAAGGAGUGUCUGGCUGUCAUGGAGGGCUAUUUCAAUGAUAACCAGUAUCCCGAUGAAGCCAAGAGAGAGGAGAUUGCCACUGCCUGCAAUGCUGUCAUACAGAAACCAGGAAAGAAGCUGUCUGAUUUGGAGAGGGUAACAUCCCUGAAGGUUUACAACUGGUUUGCGAACCGCCGCAAAGAUAUCAAGAGGCGUGCUAAUAUUGAAGCAGCCAUCUUGGAGAGUCAUGGCAUCGAGGUUCAGAGUCCAGGAGGUCAGUCCAACAGCGACGACGUGGAUGGCAACGACUUCCCUGACCAGGGCUGUGAGGUGUCCUUAUUUGAUAAGAGACCUUCAGCAAGGCAGUUCAGUUUCAGUCGAGCUGACCUGUCCUCUCCAACCCAGGUUCCCACACUGCUUCCGAGCUGGUUUUCUGCCCUGGGUAGAGGGGGCGUGUCUGGACAGAGGGCCGCAUCUCUUAUUGGUCGCUCCCUAAUAUCAGGCGCGGUUCCUCAGAUGGAAGGUUCCAGACUAACAGGUGUUUCCUGGUCCCCUCCUUCCCCCUCUCUCCAGGACGAGCCCACAGUUCACAGUGCCCUGUCCGAGGCCCAGGAUCCAGUCAGUUUGGAGAAGGCGGCGGCAGUGAGUGACAGCAGCCCGGUGGUAACCAAUCAGGGGGAUGGCGCAGGGUGCAGCGUGGGGAAUGACAUCAAGACGGAGACUCUGGAGGACGACUGAAAGGAGGGGCAGAUAUCACAGCUGUCAGAGCGAUAAACAGGUGUCAUUAUAUGCAAGCAGAUUUUUUAGAAUGUAAUAAUAAGUGGAAAAAAAAUGACCAAAAGUCGUGUAAAGUCCAACCCUGAGAUACCUCCCAACCCUACCUCCAACCACCAACCUGCUCUGCUACGCUCGUAUAGGCAUUAUUAUUGUAUUAUAAUUAUAAUAUUAACAAUAAGCUUUUAUUUGUUAGUGUUCCCCAGCAACCUGUGGAAAAUUUAAAAUGUACCUAAAAACAAAUCCAGCAAAGAAAGUGAAAUAGGACGCACCUUUAAGGGAACACAUGCUGUAGCUGUCCGUUUUCUUUGUUGAUUGUUUAUGUUGAGGCAUUUGAAAUCUUCCAUAGAAGGCUGAUAAACAGGACUUUCAUGCAUUGUGCAGAUUUUCUUGGAAAACUGCUUUUUUUUCACAGCAGGACAACACUGUAUUUGACAUGGAAUUCCAAACAUUUCAGGGUCUUGCACUGUGAUCACAACACAACUUAACAGCCUCAAAAGAUAAAUGCGUUCAUUUUAGUUUAUAUUAACUGAUAGUUAUAAAGUGUUGCAGCACAUUUCAUCACAGUUCUUUAUAUUUAAAAUUUUAUAUUUAAUCUUAGGGUAACAGCAUAUAAGUAAUCUGUCUCUGGGCCCAAAAUGUCUGAAAAAUGUUUAAGAAAAAAAAAGAGAGAAAAAUGGUAUGAGCCUCCCCUGCCUGAUAAGAUAAACUCAAUGUGUAGAAGCAGCAAAGGCCAUAAUGAUUGAAACACCGAUAAUGCAAUUUUAUCAUUACUAAAUCUUUCAGAAUUUAUUGUUUUUACUUGUAUUCAGAUUUUACUUGUAUUCGUGUGGUUACUUAUAUGCUGCAAGUUUAUAUUGAAAAUUCAGCCGCCUAAGGUUUUCAGGCACUAAUUUGGACUUAAAUGUGAUUUAUUUCUAUUUACAAUAGUGAAAUUACCCUUUAUAAAUAUUUAAAUACUGUGAAUUUAGUAGCGUUUAAACUAAUUAGGGCCUCAGUUUCCAGUGAGAAUUUAAAUCCUGUAUGGCUUUACUUUGCUUCCAAAUCAAUAACAAGUUUGUUUGUUUUUUUAAUUUCAUUUUUUUGUUUUGUUUUUUUUGAGAGAGUUGUAUGAAAACUAGAAACCUGGGCGUCCUUGUGACCGGGUGACGUUUAUUCAUUCGUACCCAGUUACCUGCUGGAUUAUAUAAUUAAUAAUCAACACAUAUCAUUCAGCUGAGAGGAAGUCAGUAGUGUCAAAAAGCUGUUUAAAUACUAAAGAUUAAAAUGUAAAGUGAAUAAAUACAGAUGGGUGAUAAAUUAAAGGAAACUGAACCACUUAACUGAAACUGAACCUACAGUGUUAGGAUCCAGUUUGGGCCGGUUUGUCCCUGUAGAGGGAAAGGUCACAAUAACUCUACUUUCCUAAUAAGGGCGUUCUCUUCCAGGCUGGCAGUGCAUUGUAUCUUUAGGCAUGCAGUCUGCAUAUAGCUUUCAGACGUGCUUUAAGUUUUUCUAAACAUGGUCUAUCUUUUGAUUUUCUUUUUUUUUUUUUAAUGGUUAUCUUUUAAGGUGAAAAAGCAAGUAUGUUUGGUGUUAAUGUCACUGGCUGGAGGCCAUUGAUUGGUAAACAUUUGGUGCUUGGAAAGCAGCUGUGGCUGAGAAAGCCAUUCAUAAACUGAUUGGAAGAUUAGUGGUUCAGUUUGCACGUUGAAUUGUCCUUGGGCAAGAUGCUGAACCCCAUAUUAACACAAUUGAGAUGUUCAAUACGGGUGCUGAUAGGAUAGUUAGUAAUGUAAAAAACCUGAUAUUCCGACUAUAUUGGCCCAUAUGUUUUUUCUUUCUCUAACAUUUGUUGUGUAGCUAUUUAUUUACUUGUUUACACUCUGGUUUUUGUGUUUGCAUUGUACCAAACAUAGACAUUUGAAACGUGUUUGCUGUUGUAAGUGCUGAUGCAAUAGAUCGGUAAGUGGCUAAUAUCAUUGCCCCCGAUGUAUCUAUCAGAGCGCGAGUGUUUGCACCAUAUUCUUAAAGGCCCAUAGUAUGCAAGCACUAUAUGAAUACAGGUCUAUUUAACGUUCACCAGUUUGGCAGUGUUGGGUUGUGCUUAUUUUGUGUGAGCCGAUGAACCGAAAAAAAUGAGCCAAGAAAACAACUUUUGAAAACAGAAAGCAGACUCUUGUAAGCUGUGAAGUCACCAGACUGUCACCAGAAUUACACUCACUUGGGCACCUAUGAGAGAAUGUGGGCUAGUUAGAGAGGACUCUGAAAACACCAAAUGAGGGAAUAUGUUUUGGAGGAAUGCUGUUCAUCCCUGUGGUAGAGUUUUAGAAAUUUGGAGAAUCACUGAAUUUCCAGUGCAUGAAGGGCCAACACCUUGACACGACAUUGGGUUUUUCCUUUAAUUUGUUACCCAUCUUUCUAAUAUGUGUGUGUGUGCGUAGACACACAGACUAUACUUAAAUACAGUAUAUCUAUCCAAAUCCAUUUCUUUGUACACUAUAUAGACAUAUUAGCUUCAAAUGAGAGAAACUAUCAGUAUGAGUCUUAUCAUGUUGGUGAAAGACGAGUGAAACAUUAGCCAAAGUAUUAAGUUUUAAAAUUUUGUGUAUUUUCUGAGUGUAUGAUAAUCAUGGAUGAAACUGUGUGUUUGAGAUAUGCUAAUCAAAGACGCAUCAGAUGUGUUAAAAACUAUUUCAAGCAAAUGCAUCAUUUUUAUAUUCUUUUUCAG
Pundamilia nyererei is the source of this 4471-nucleotide messenger RNA. Its product is annotated as homeobox-containing protein 1-like. Lineage: Eukaryota; Metazoa; Chordata; Actinopteri; Cichliformes; Cichlidae. The record is from RefSeq and is a predicted model, not a curated record. Bases 190 to 1725 code for a protein of 511 amino acids. The transcript has 10 exons. Gene Ontology annotation, biological process: positive regulation of DNA-templated transcription. Gene Ontology annotation, cellular component: nucleus. Gene Ontology annotation, molecular function: double-stranded telomeric DNA binding.